This is a messenger RNA of Nematostella vectensis (starlet sea anemone), 2540 nucleotides long. RefSeq names its product tubulin polyglutamylase TTLL11. Gene Ontology annotation, biological process: protein polyglutamylation; microtubule cytoskeleton organization. The transcript has 5 exons. Gene Ontology annotation, molecular function: tubulin-glutamic acid ligase activity; tubulin binding. The coding region runs from base 155 to 1978 and encodes 607 amino acids. Lineage: Eukaryota; Metazoa; Cnidaria; Anthozoa; Actiniaria; Edwardsiidae. Gene Ontology annotation, cellular component: cilium. The record is from RefSeq and is a predicted model, not a curated record.
AUCAUAAUCGAGCUAUCUCUGCGUCGGCGAUCAAGUGGAGCGUGUUAGUAACAGACGCGGCAGGACUCGCCGGCUUAAAAUGCCUCGCAGGAGUAAAACUCCUCUUCCAACUACCGCAAAACAGCACAGAGUGCUUGUAUAACCUCCAUCAAAGAUGGACAAAACCUCAGCGUCGUCCAACACGACCGGGGACGAAAAUGAGAACGGUUCGUUUUGUGUUGCUAAGGGGAAAUGCACGGUAACCUAUGCCGAGAGUGCGAAGAAAACACCAAAGAGACGGGAACGGCGGCUUGUAUCAGAUCUGAUAAGAGCUGACAGAAAGCAAGCCAACGGGAAACACAAGAAUGGACAAAAACGCACUCCAACAGUCGAUACUACUCGCGCUAAGGGCUCCGCAGAUCUCGUCCAACUCGCAAUUCGACACCUCAACUGGCGUGAGUUCUCAUGUGGACGGCGGGUAGGGUGUGACUUUUACUGGCUUGGCGGGCUGUUUGAUCUGCCAGAUCCUUUACCUGGAACAGCGUAUUUGAGCAAAUUUCCUGGGAUGUCAGAAGCUGCACACAAAGUAGAAUUCACUCGGCUUAUGAACCGCAUGAAGCACCUAUUCCCAUCAGAAUAUUCUUUUUAUCCCAAGUCCUGGAUCCUCCCUGACCAAUACUCAGAGCUUGUUGGACAUGUCGGCAAACACAAGGGGAAAGUCUACAUCAUCAAACCAGACCUGGGAUCUCAAGGAGAUGGAAUAUACCUCAUGACAAAUCCAUAUGAUGUUCAUUUCAGUCCACUCCUGGCAAAACCUUGCAUUGUACAGGAAUAUAUAUCUAAUCCAUUACUGUUAGAAAAGUUCAAGUUCGAUCUUAGGAUUUAUGUUUUGGUGAAAUGUCUGGACCCAUUAGAGAUAUAUGUAUGUCGAGAAGGAAUGGGAAGAUUUUGUACUGAGGUAUACAGGCCACCAUCACAGAAGAACCUUCACAGAUGUUACAUGCAUUUGACAAAUUAUUCAUUAAACAAAUACAGCUCUUCAUAUGUUCAAAGUGAUGAUGAUGACAAGGGAAGUAAGCGGAAACUCAGUUGUGUUUUUAAACAGUUACAAUCAAAUGGUUGCAAUAUUGAGACUUUGUGGACAGACAUAGAUUUUAUAAUUUGCAGAACUAUCAUUGCAUUCAUGCCUAAUCUACUAAUUGAGGAUCAAAUAGUAACAUUAGACUUGAAGCAGAAACUCAGGUGUUUUCAAGUACUUGGUUUUGACAUUUUGAUCGACGAAGAUUUCAAGCCCAUUUUGUUGGAAGUUAACUCCAGUCCAAGUUUAAAGAUAGAUCAUGAAGAAGAGACAAGUCCCGGGAAAGUGGAAUAUUUCCUGAGUACAACUGAUAUGGAAAUUAAACUGCCAAUCAUUGUUGAUGCGAUGAGGUUGGUUCAUCAAUACAAAGCAAGGGCUGAAGGUGCAUCGCCGAGCAGUCCUCAGACAUUUGGAUGUCUUCACCAAAUCUACCCAAAACUCUCCAAACACACGGACUACCUUCGCAUACUCGAGCGAUUCCUCAAGCUGUUUCGACACUUCGUCGGCGUUCGACCAUCAAGUCGAAUGGGACCGACAUCGUUCCGAAUCAUGGCGAGGCGCUGUAAACUGACCGAUUUUGGAUUCACGCUCGCUGCCCUCGAUAUCCUAUACAUCAACAUGAGCCGACGUUAUUCGGACACAGACAGCGGUCGCGCAUCACUCGACUUCAAUGGUUUCUACGAGUCCUUGCUUGCGAUUGGCCAACGUCGACUGGCACCACAAGGUCGAGAGCCAAUCAGCGUUCUCCGUUACGUUCUAAGACAUUGUGAAAUGCACUUGGAAAAGCCCGCCAAGCGCUGUCGUCCGCAGGCGUUUGCACGGAGUCCCAGGUCUCCUCUGCUGAGCAUAAGAAGGCAGCUAAGUAGCAGUUUUAUGUUAGUGUCGAGUCCCGAACAUUCCAAGGACAUUAUAACCCUCUAGAUAUUCUAACCUUUUAUCAGAGGCAAACAUAUCAAAUAGGCUAUCAUGAGGCCCUAAUGAAAGUAUACAAUAAUAAUAGCAGAAUUCUGUAUCUCCCCGUAGGAAACGAAAUUCUAAAUCAGCUCAUCUAGAAAUAUGGUCAGUAUGCCAAAUGUCACAGUACGGAGUAUAUUUUCUCGCAAAUAACAAUGGGGCAACGCCUAUUGGGAUUACCCCCAACUUUCCCCCCCCCCCCCCCUGUUUUUCUACGUCCGUUACGACUCACUGAACAAGUGCAACAAUUAUUACCAUGGAUCAAAUAAGAAAAAAUGAAAUAAGCUAAUUGGACGAAUUAAUUGCAAGAAUUGCAAAAAUUAUAAUCAUGUAUCAAAUAAAGAAAAAAUGAAAUAAGCUAAGGGAAACGAAUAUACUGAUAAAUUGGUUGUAUAUAUUUCAAUUUUACAUAUGAUGUAGAUUAUUUUAGACAUUUAAACUGUAUGUUUAUAUCUUAGUAAGUACAUAAAAUUCAAAAAGCAUAUGCAAUAUGUAUAAAGUGGAUGUAAUAAAACUCUGAAAAAAUACA